AUGGCAACGAACGGCAGGCAGGGGGCGGCGGCGCGGCUUCGUCCGGAGUGCCCGCGGUGCCAUUCGGGCGACACCAAGUUCUGCUACUACAACAACUACAGCAUCACGCAGCCCCGCUACCACUGCAGGGGCUGCCGCCGCUACUGGACCCAAGGCGGCGCCCUCCGCAACGUCCCCGUCGGCGGCGGAUGCCGCAACCGCAGCAGCAGCACCAAGCAGCGCUCUUCCGGCAACAAGAUCGCCCGCUCCACGGUGCCGCUGCCUGAUCCGGCUGCUGCCUCCUCCUCGUCAGGCCCAACGGCCAUGGCAGCGUCUUCCAUGGUCAACCUGAUCCCCACCAUGCUCCCGGCCUUCGUGCCCCCACCGGGCUGGGGCAGGGACCUGGUUGUUCCACCAACGCCGUCUUUCCUGGACAUCCUGAGAUCUGGAGGAGGCCUUCUUCCGAUUGACGGCGCCAUGCCGCACCGUCAGAACAACACUGACUACUAUGCCGACAUUGGCAUGGCCAUGCCGUCCUUUGGCGGCACUGCCACGGUGCAUCAGGAGCUCGCUGUUGGCGAGGAAGGAGCUGGCGACGGCGGUGUGGGUGACAUGCCCAUGCCAAUGCCGAUGGCUGGGCUUGAGUGGCAGCCGCAACUGAUUGGUGGCGUUAAUGGUGGCAUUGAAUCAUCAGGAUUUGCGCAGCAGCAUCUGGGCGCUGGCGAGAAGAACGUGACAGACAACGACAAGUACAUCAUCAACGGCGGCGAAGGGCCGUCGAGGGACGACUACUACUGGAUCGACGACGACAACAAUGGAGGAGGCCCAUGGCAGGGCCUCACCAACAACAGCCAGUAG
Molecule: messenger RNA, 837 nt
Organism: Brachypodium distachyon (stiff brome)
Lineage: Eukaryota; Viridiplantae; Streptophyta; Magnoliopsida; Poales; Poaceae
Product: dof zinc finger protein DOF1.6-like
Exons: 1
Coding region: 1-837 (278 amino acids)
Biological process (GO): regulation of DNA-templated transcription
Molecular function (GO): DNA-binding transcription factor activity; DNA binding
Source: RefSeq, a predicted model, not a curated record